CCCUUCGUUAGAUAUAUAAAUACUUUUAAUUUUAAGGUAAUUCUGAAUUUGUAUCUAGAUGAUUUUCUUAUCCUGCGAUUCUUAAGAGUCUGCAAGUUUAACAUCGAGAAAACUAAGAUCAGAAUGCGAAACUAUUAUAAGCAGCGAUCUGACUUACCGGAAUGGUACAUGAAUAAGGAUCCAUUUCAACCGGAACUACAAGAGCUGCUUAAUAUGGGGUUGGUUUUGCCUCUGCGAAAACUGGAUAGUAGAGGAAGAUUGGUUUUCAUAAUACGUGCUACUCGAAUUGAUCCGACAAUACACGAACUAUCUGACUUAAUUAAGAUCUGUGUAAUGUUGACGGAACUAACGAUGAAGAAUAAUGCCAUAGCAUCUGUGUAUGGUUUGGUUGUGUUUUUUGAUUUGAUCAAUCCAACAAUGCGACACAUUGCUCAAUUUUCACCUCAAAUGAUAAUGAAUAUAGUUCACGCGUGGCAGAGCUGCUAUCCUGUAAGGAUGCAAUCAAUAAACUUUAUCAACGUGCCGACAAUUAUCGAUGGUUUUAUUAGGAUUAUGAAAUCUUUCAUGACGAAGAAGAUGAAGAACAGAUUUCACGUUUACUCACACAUGUCGCAGAGCUGUUUUAAGGAUGUUCCAGCAGAUAUUUUGCCAAUCGAGUAUGGCGGCACUUAUGAUACAAUUCAGGAAUUAACUGAUUAUUGGAAGAAAUUGGUCGAAAAGAAUUGCGACUGGAUUAAAUGAUGAGAAUAACAAAAUCGAAUAUACUACACACCUAUAACGUUUUGGAGCAGUUUAGAAUUAGUAACAAAUAUUUGCUUUUAAGAUAUGGUUGGAUGUAUUUAUUUUAUAACGUUAUCGUAAUAUAAAUUGAAUUUUGUUUGUUUUGUGUUUUGGAGAAAGAAAUCAUCUUCCUUCCUCUUUUACUGCAAUGUGUGAUUCUAUCGCGUUGGCACAAUAGGAGAGAAUGGAUGAAUUAUAAAAUUUCUAGGAAAGGUAAUAGUUUAUAUUAUUAAGUUACAUGAACGAACAAAAAAUGUAUCUCUUUCUACUUCGUAUUAAGCAUUCAGUUUAUUUCUUCUAUAUUGUAUUGUAUAAUUUUAUUGAAACCGUUAAAGAUACAUAUUAUAAAGAGUAUAGUGAUUGAUCUAUUUCUUAAUUGACAUAUUUUAUAGAAAAUAAAGAUAACAACCAUCAUAAAUAAAUUUACCGUAGAUUUUUAAAUCCGUUAUCUGCUACAAAUGAUACAAAAUUAUUGUUGCUGAUUUAUCGUGAAAGUAAUAAUAAGAACCAUGCAGAUUU
This is a messenger RNA of Wasmannia auropunctata (little fire ant), 1299 nucleotides long. Its product is annotated as alpha-tocopherol transfer protein-like. Lineage: Eukaryota; Metazoa; Arthropoda; Insecta; Hymenoptera; Formicidae. The transcript is spliced from 4 exons. The annotation marks the transcript as partial. Gene Ontology annotation, molecular function: phosphatidylinositol bisphosphate binding. Gene Ontology annotation, cellular component: membrane. The record is from RefSeq and is a predicted model, not a curated record.